This is a messenger RNA of Durio zibethinus, 2859 nucleotides long. Lineage: Eukaryota; Viridiplantae; Streptophyta; Magnoliopsida; Malvales; Malvaceae. The record is from RefSeq and is a predicted model, not a curated record.
AUGCGAAAAUUGUGUGUGGAGAUCGAUGUUGCUGUUGAUGUUGCUGGAUUUAUUGAUGUUGUGCUUGUGGUUAUUUUGUUUCUUUAUCAGUGCAAGUUACACGGUUGCCUCCGAAGUGUCAGCGCUGCAGUAUUUGUGGGCAUUCUGAUAAGAUAUGUCCCCAUAAGCCUGUUGUUGCAAGUGCUAAGGUCUGGCACCCAAAGAAACAGAACGAUGACAAGCCUCCACCAGUUCCUAAUGCUGAAUUGCUCAACAGAGUACUCAGCCCCUGUUGAACCUGAUUGUCAUGAGGAUUUGUUGGAUAAGCCUGCAGCUAUUGCUUAUAAUUCGCCUAGGAAAACUCGAGCAGCUUCAGCUGGUGUGGCAGAUCUAAUGAAGCAAUUGAAAUGCGAAGCUCAUCCCUUUGAGAGUUCUAAUUUCAAUGGCUCCCAGGUUCCUAACAAUGAUAUUAAAGAAUUUCAGGAAUGUUUGCAUGUUUUGGCUGUCUUGGAUCACCCUUACACUGGUUCCCAUUUACCUGGACUUUGGAAGAGGCGGCGGCAAGUUGGCAAACAACUAGAGACAGUCAAACGAAAAAAACUCAUCAAUCACAAGGGUGAAAUUUACAAAGAGGGGGUAAUGGAUUCACAUACGAGGCUAGCAGUAGGCACCCUGGUAUGGUUGGUAUUGGCAGCAACUGCAGCAACAGUGACCAGAGCUCAAGCGUUAGCCAAACCUGGCUGCCCUGCUAGUUGUGGAAAUCUAAGCAUCCCGUACCCGUUUGGCACAAGGGAAGACUGUUUUCUAAACCCAAACUUCCACAUCAUCUGCAAUGAUUCUGCCAACUCAUCCACAGCCUUUUUAGCAAGUACUGAUUUUGUUGUUACCAAUAUCAGCGUAGAAGGUCGGUUGCAGAUUUUAGCCACUGUUGCCCGAGAUUGUUACAAAGUUUCAGGCGACAGUGUGAUCCCAUCCCCACAGAUAGUAUCCUCCUUUCCGUUGUCGAUUUUCAACGUCUCUAAUACUCGAAACAAGUUUACUGCCAUUGGCUGCGACACUUAUGCAUUCCUUUUAGGUUCCGUGGGCAAUAAAUACUACCGUGCGGGGUGUAUGGCCCUAUGUAAUCGCAUUGAAGACCUGGUUGAUGGUUCUUGUUCAGGAUUCGGAUGUUGCCAGAUACAGAUUCCUGAUGGGCUGAAAAAUAUCGAUGUGAUAGCAUAUAGCUUUAACAACCAUUCUCAGGUGUCGGAUUUCAACCCUUGCAGCUAUGCUUUUGUUGUUGAAGAAAAUCAAUUUGAGUUCUCGUCGGAUUAUGUUCGAUCUAUACCUGAAGAUUACAAGUUUCCCAUGUCGCUUGAUUGGGUAGUUGGUAAUGAGACAUGCGAGGAAGCUGAGAAGAAUACACCGAAUUACGCAUGUCAUCAGAGUGAGUGUUACGAACCUGGCAUAGGCAUGGGCUAUCUUUGCAAAUGUCCAGACGGUUAUGAAGGGAAUCCAUACCUCCCAGAAGGCUGCAUAGAUAUCGAUGAAUGCAAAAUUUCGAGUCCCUGCUACCAAAAUGCAGAAUGCCACAAUUUUGCAGGAAGUUUCAAAUGUAUUUGUGGAGAUGGAUAUGAAGGGGAUGGCAAAAUAAAUGGAACUGGCUGCAGUUCUGUACACAAACCUAAAGGGUUUCCCUUUGUUAACAUUGCUCUAGGUAUGAGCAUAAGCAUCUUAGUGCUAAUAUUGAGCCUUUCCUGGAUUUAUUGGGGACUUUGGCAAAGACAGCUCAUCAAACAGAAAGAAGAGUUCUUCCAACAGAACGGUGGAAUUAUCUUACAACGAGAAUUUUCAAAGCAUAAAGGGCCUGUAGCAGCCAAAAUAUUCACAGCAGAAGAGCUCAAGAAGGCAACAAACAACUACCAUGAAAGUAGAAUUCUAGGCCAAGGAGGUCAUGGAACAGUGUAUAAAGGAAUAUUGCAAGACAACAGAGUUGUCGCCAUAAAAAAAUCCACGAUAGCUGAUAACAGUCAAGUUGAACAAUUCAUCAAUGAAGUGAUUGUGCUUUCUCAGGUCAACCAUAGAAAUGUGGUAAAGCUAUUGGGAUGUUGUUUAGAGACUGAAGUUCCCCUGUUAGUUUACGAAUUUAUAACCAAUGGUACCCUCUAUCAUCACUUGCACGGUUCAGGCCUUGCAUCUUUCAUUCCCUGGGAAGGUCGUCUAAGAAUAGCAGCAGACACUGCUGGGGCACUCUCAUACCUGCACUCUGCUGCAAAUCCUCCCAUUAUUCAUAGAGAUGUUAAGUCUACUAACAUUCUUUUAGAUGAGCAUUACACUGCAAAAGUAUCAGAUUUUGGAGCUUCGAGAUUAGUGCCUUCGGAUCAAACCCAAUUAACCACAUUGGUGCAAGGAACGCUUGGUUACUUGGACCCGGAAUACUUUCUAUCAAGCCAGCUGACUGAAAAGAGUGACGUAUACAGCUUUGGGGUUGUCCUUGUGGAGUUACUGACUGGAAGAAAGGCACUUUGUUUCCAAAUGCCUGAAGAGGAGCGAAAUCUAGCCAUGCAUUUUGUUUCUGCACUCAAGAAGGAUCGACUAUUCAAAAUCAUUGAUCAUCGUGUGCUUCUUGAGGAAAACACUGAACAAAUACAGGAAGUUGCCAUGUUGGCGAAGAGUUGCUUAAGAGUAAGAGGGGAAGAGAGGCCCUCAAUGAAGGAAGUUGCAACGGAAUUGGAGGGUCUAACAACAAUGAAAAAGCAUCCGUGGGUAAAAGUUGAUGUGGAUUUAAAGGAGACAGAAAAUUUGCUAGAUGAAGUCUCAGGUGCAAAUGCUCGAGGUACUAACAGCAACCCGUCUGGCUAUGACAGCAUUAGGCAGGAAAUCAUAUUACAUGGCCGGUAG